AAGUUCUAACUACUCAAGCGAUUAUCAUCACAUAGAAAUGUGUGGAAUGUGGCAUUUUAAUUCAUGUGGCUCCACCGGUUGCUUGUGAUCCACAGCUAGACCUCUAGAUUAAGUCCAAGAGAGAGUGGAUGAUGUUUGGGUAAGAAGCUCACAUGAUUGUUGAACAGACUCUGUGGAUGUCUCAUGACAGUCAGCAAGAGAGGUCAGUCGUGUGAAUGGAGAGGGAACAUGCGUAGGGUGGUAAGCUUUUACUCGUUGACUAAAUACGUUUUUCCAACCCCAUUGAAGCCGUCUGCAGAGGAAUCACAAGGUAUUUUACUUCACUUGAUUUACGUAAUGGGCAUUCCCAACAAGAACACAAAAAUGCUUGUUAAAACUACAUUUUUCAUAACCUUUAUAUUUCCACAAACACCAAUGUUCCCUUAAUCUGAUAGCCAUUUGCAAUUACAUUUACUAUGUUUUGUUGGUUCUGUCUUGCACCUCUUGUAAACCAGGACUCAGGAGGAAGAGAAGACCAUAUACAGCUCAUUAACUUUGUCACGUGCUUACAACUGACUCCACCAGUGGCCUUUGGCAACAAAGUCUGGGGGGGGGGGGGAAAGCAAGGCUUACUUGUAUUAACCCAGACAAACUGCCACCUUCUUUUCUUCUCAGCUCAGCUCACAUUGUGAAUUCUAGUCUUGAGCUUUAUCGCUCAGCUAUGCAGUAGGAAUUAAGAUUUUCAACACCGAGAUCCAUGACUCUCCUAACCGAGGACCAGCCUUGCAGGUUCUCUGCACCGGACAGCCCGCUCACAUUAAUUGAGCACUACCCGGUGGACUCGGGACAGAAAGAGGACUAUUUGGACAGUAUGGAACCAGCUGUGUUUGGAGUGGUGGAGCCUCCCAAGCGCUCAAGAGGAAGGCUUAUCAUGCAUGGCAUGGUCAUGUUCGGAAGGGAAUUCUGCUACGCUGUUGAGGCGGCAUUUGUCACGCCGGUGUUGCUGAGUGUGGGACUUCCCAAACGCCUGUACAGCCUGGUGUGGCUCAUCAGCCCUAUUUUGGGGUUUAUCCUACAGCCUGUCAUUGGCUCGGCAAGCGACUACUGCAGGUCGCCAUGGGGCCGAAGGCGACCGUACAUACUCUUACUGGGGAUUAUGAUGUUAGUGGGCCUGACUUUAUUUCUAAAUGGAGAUGCUGUUACAUCAGCUAUACUAGAGAAUAGAAAUAUUAAAAGGACAUGGGCCAUCGUGGUGGUUAUGUUUGGAGUGGUGAUGUUUGACUUUGCUGCGGACUUCAUUGACGGACCCAUUAAAGCCUAUUUGUUUGAUGUGUGUUCUCAUAAGGAUAAGGAGCGAGGUCUUCAUUAUCAUGCCUUACUAACAGGUCUAGGUGGAGCCUUUGGAUACCUGAUUGGAGCCAUGGACUGGGGUCACUCUGCUCUUGGAUUUGCACUGGGUUCAGAGUACCAAGUUAUCUACUUUUUCUCAUCUCUUACCUGGGGCAUUUUUCUCACCAUGCACCUUUUCAGCAUCCCAGAGAAACCAUUAAUUAAAGAUCAUGAUUCAGACUGCCAGUACAGUACAAGUACAACUGCCUCACUGCUCCCGGAAGGCCCACAUCAUAAUGGCUAUGGCACGGUACACGUAGAAUUGCCACCUCUGCCUGAAAUGAGGCAGCGCUCGUUCUCUGCCCUGAGUGAAGCCAAUGCAGUAACGCCCAGUGCCAAGCAGCCUAACAGUGAGGGACAGAAGAGGUUGAGCCUGAAAUCUCUGCUGUCAGCUAUGAUCAGCAUGCCCAGCCAUUACCGCUGUCUAUGUGUGGCUCAUCUGUUGGGAUGGACAGCCUUCCUGUGCAACAUGCUGUUCUUCACUGACUUUAUGGGGCAGAUUGUAUAUAAGGGGAACCCAUAUGCUGAACACAAUUCUACCUCCUAUGUGACGUAUGAGAGAGGGGUUGAAGUGGGCUGCUGGGGCCUGUGCAUCAACGCCGUCUCCUCUGCACUUUAUUCAUAUGUGCAGAGGCUGCUCCUGCCAUAUAUUGGCCUGAAGGGACUGUACUUCCUUGGCUACUUUGUGUUUGGUUUGGGAACCGGCUUGAUCGGCCUAUUUCCAAACAUUGUAGCCACACUGACGCUGUGCAGUGUGUUUGGAGUCAUGUCCAGCACUCUUUACACCAUCCCAUUCAACCUCAUCUCAGAGUACCACAAGGAGGAAGAGGAGCGAAGAAAAUUGAGCAGUGAUGAAGCAGCUCUUGAGAGCCGUGGGACUGGCAUGGACUGCGCAGCUCUUACCUGCAUGGUGCAGCUGGCUCAGGUCAUAGUGGGAGCUGGACUGGGAGCCCUGGUCAAUCUAGCAGGAAGUGUGAUUGUGGUGGUGCUCUCUGCCUCAACAGUAUCCCUAAUUGGCUGCCUCUUUAUUGCACUCUUCAUGUGAUGUAAGCCUCAAAUAAAUAACCUUUCUCUA
This is a messenger RNA of Pimephales promelas (fathead minnow), 2443 nucleotides long. The record is from RefSeq and is a predicted model, not a curated record. Lineage: Eukaryota; Metazoa; Chordata; Actinopteri; Cypriniformes; Leuciscidae.